Drosophila bipectinata is the source of this 837-nucleotide messenger RNA. RefSeq lists its product as uncharacterized. The record is from RefSeq and is a predicted model, not a curated record. NCBI's taxonomy places the organism in Eukaryota, Metazoa, Arthropoda, Insecta, Diptera, Drosophilidae.
CCAAAAAACUGAGGGCCUUCUGCUAUCCUGAUAUAUGGCAAACAUAUUUCCCGACCUUUUUUUCAGCUUGACAAAAAGUUAGUAGCCCAGGCCAUGCCCCGGUCAACAAUAUUCGACAGAGGUGAAGAUUAAUGGUUUUCCGUCAAAUUGAUUUAUUUUUCCUCCCUCUGUUGACAUAACUACAAUCAACAACAAAUUCAAACAAACCGAAUUAAGGGCUCGAAAAAUGAAAAUGAACAAAUUUAAUAAAGUUAUAUAUCCAAUUUCAGGUUUAACAUACUUCCAGUAGCACUUUCAAUUUAUUUUGCGUAAAAGCAAAACCAAGUCAAACACAUGGCCGCCUAAUUAUAUUAGCAAAUUUAAUUGCCUUGUCGUAGGCCCAAUGGCUUUCUUUGCGCCAACUUCCUAAUUGCCAUUUAAUUAAAUGUCCCACAUAGACUUUGCAUAUAUAAGUCAAAGCCAACUUUCAGAAAUUAACACAGAGUCAAGAUGAACGGCUUCAACAGCAAACUCUUCGGGUGUCAGAUUUAUUUCGCCCUCAUCCUCGCCCUCUUGGUGUCCUUGGCCUGGACACUUCCGGUCGAAAACUCGGAGACAACAGUGGCUGUCCAGGAUGAAGCCACAAACACUGAGGAAUUUAUCGAAGGUGUUCCCGUCAUAGAGGAGUCGUCAAAUCAAGGACAGCUGCGAUUCCCUCCUUUCAACAACAAUGAAUCCGGCGGAUUUUUCGAAAGGUUUGGUGAAAAAUUUAGAAACAAAUGGAACCCAUCCUCGACCACUACCACAACAACUACUACCACUACAACUACGACCAAGGCUCCGGCUGGUAAAUAAAUU